AAAUGACAGAAAUUGUUUAUGGACGCAACUUUUAAUCAUACAAAUGCUAAUCAAAUGUGAAUAAUAAACUUAUCAAGUGCUUGGCGAUAACGAACGGACCGUGUGAACUCUACAAAUUCAGUUCCAGUCUGUGGCUCGUUUUUGUGCUGAAACAUCUUCUAUGCGGGUGCGGCGCAUAACCCUAAGGAAAAGACGGGUGGACGCAUUGCAAAAUAACAAAAGUCGAUCAAAAAUAUUCACAUAGAAUUUAGAAAUUUUGCAAGGGAAAGGAAUAUGGCUUGCCUAAUAAAUCGGCUGGUGGUGCUGUUGGUGGUGCUGCUGCUGCCAAGUUUCUGCCUUGCCGAAGAGCCACGUGAUAGCGAUCCUGUGGUGAGCACCUCAUUAGGUCUCAUCCAAGGCAGUAUUAUGAGCAGCUUUAGUAACAAGACGAUCUUUGCGUUUCGUGGAAUACCCUACGCUCAGCCACCUGUGGGUGACCUACGUUUUCUGCCACCCAGACCCGCCCUGGCUUGGGGAACUGCAAUAUUGAAGGCCACAUCCGAUUCGCUGAUCUGUCCGCAGACGGGCCUUACAUUAUUUAUGAGCGAGGAUUGCCUCAAGCUGAAUGUCUUUACCAAAAAUCUAGCUGCCCAACAGCCAGUGAUUGUUUAUAUACACGGUGGUGCCAAUGUGAUGGGCAGUGGUCACAGCCAGUACGAAGCUGGUCCACAGUAUCUGCUGGAGCACGAUGUGGUCGUGGUGGCCUUCAAUUAUCGGCUGGGCGCCCUGGGCUUUCUCUCUGGCAGUAACAAUGCCUAUCUGGAUCAGGUAAUGGCGCUGGAGUGGGUACAGUCGCAUAUAUCCCAAUUUGGCGGCAAUCCCAAUAAGGUUACCCUUUUGGGCUUGAGUGCAGGCGCCAUGGCUGUGAGUCUGCACUUGGCCUCGCCUAUGUCCGCCGGACUAUUCCAUGGAGCCAUACUCAUGAGCGGCUCGGCAACGAAUCACUUUAGCAUACACAAUCAGUUCUGGACUCGUCUCUUGGCCCGACAGGUGGCCUGCCCCAUGUACGAUUCCUUCGACCUGACCGAGUGCCUGCGCAACGUCACCUGGCAGCGCAUUGUGGAAGUCUGCAGUGAUUGGGAGCAGUACAAAUUCGUGAACAUGAAGUGGAACUACGAAAUCGAUGGCAACUUUAUGCCCCAGCACCCCAGCGCUUUGAUAGGCAGAGGCAUGUUCAACCGGGUGCCCCUGCUGGUCAGUUUCACCAGCAACGAGAUGGACUAUACCACAUUGGGGAAACUGGAUAAUGAUCUUCUGUUGCACGAUAUAAUUACGCACUUCAAUGAAUAUGCGCCGGAACUAUUUCUAUAUGAAUACGAUGCGCUAAAGAGCAGGCGCAUCAAGAACUUCUAUCUGGGCAAUGAUACCAACGAGUUGAACGCCUCGAAUAUUGAGCAAUUCGGGGAAAUCUUCUCCGACGGCAUCAUAGGUCAUGGCGCUUACCGGCUGGUGGAGAUGGCACGCGAGUACACCGAAGUCUACUACACACGCAUGGACUACAUAGGCAAAAGGAGUCUUUCGGCUCCCCUGACCCCAGAGGAACUGCCCAAAGGUGUGGGUCAUGCGGAUGACUGGCAGUACGUGAUGCCUGGCCUGUGGUAUGGUUCGCUAAUGAGCGAGGACCACGAGGAUAUCUUCAUGAUGGAGCGCCUAACCGAUUGGAUUAGCAACUUUGCCACGACGGGGCAGCCCAUGGUCAACUCCAGCCAACUCUGGCCCCCCUGCAAUGCUAAUCAAAUGCAGCUGCUCUACAACAACAAUGACACCAAAUUGGGUCCACCCGCCUUCGUGGAGCGCUAUGCCGUCUGGGAUCAGCUUUUUCCCGACACAUUUUCCAAUGGCGCUGCCCAAUGCCAGCUCCAACCCAUUUCUGUCGUCGUCGUCGGUGUGGUCCUCUCCGGACUGCUCUGUAAAUUAAUGUAGCCAUUAGGUGUGGAAAAAGCUUAUCAAUAGGCCGUUUAGAUUACGCUAAUGACGUCGCUUACUCGCUUCAGCUAUUUACUUUGAUUAAUUAAUCAGCUAAGGCGUGAGAUUUUCAGUGCUUGUAAAGAAUUGUGUGUUUGUGUGUGUGUGUCUGAUUGUGGAGCUUGUUUUGGCCAGCGCCUUUGGGCAAUUAGUCUCCAAAGCAGCUUAAAUAUACAUUAAUUUGUCUUUAAA
Drosophila montana is the source of this 2196-nucleotide messenger RNA. RefSeq names its product esterase E4. The record is from RefSeq and is a predicted model, not a curated record. The coding region runs from base 274 to 1962 and encodes 562 amino acids. Lineage: Eukaryota; Metazoa; Arthropoda; Insecta; Diptera; Drosophilidae. Gene Ontology annotation, molecular function: serine hydrolase activity. The transcript is spliced from 3 exons.